CCCCGCCACGGGGCCCGCGCCCCCCCCCCUCGGCCGACGUGCUCCCAGCCCCCCCCCCCCCCGGCCUCGGCACGGGCGGCCCCCACCUCCACCGGGCCACCCCCGCCUGGGACGUUCGCGGUCCGAGGGGCGCCCGGCCCCGCUCACCUUCUCCCGAGGGGCAGCCGCAGCCCGGCCACUGCUCCGCUCCUGCCUGGGCUCCCACCGGCCCCUCCCCCGGCAGCCCCCCCCCUUUCCAGGGAGGGGCCGUCGCCAUCAGCCUCACUGCCCGCACCUGGGGCUCCUCCAGUCCCGGCCCGCAGCUGUGGUACCGAAAUCCGGAAUAAAACUCCUGAGCACCCAUGGGAAGUUAAGAAGCAGGCGCUUCGUUUAUGGAAUGAAAGACUUGGCAAUUGCCAGGUAUCUUCUUUUCGAUUUACCCAGGCCCACCAUCGAGGCCACAAGGGAGAUUUCUUCCAGAGAGAGGAUAGAGUUAUUAAGUCUAAAGUCCAUUAUUUGCUUUUGUCCUUCGUGAAAAGGUUCUGCUUUUUGGAUUUACCGGGAACUUCCCAGUCCAGACGAUUGGAAUUACAGCGUUAUACUUUGACCGGUAUAAUCUUCGGCUUUCGGGAACGCUGCGAGGAGCUUUGCGAGUCGAGGGUGACGGUUCUCCCCGAGAAUACCUCGGUGCCGGCCGGAGUUCGAUCAACACUCGAUCUCGUCCAGUCUCACUCGCAAGGUCCCAUCUGGGUCGCCAAAACCGUUACCGAAAUCCAGAAUAAAACUCCUUAACGCCAACGUGAA
Messenger RNA from Aquila chrysaetos chrysaetos, 783 nucleotides. Its product is annotated as E3 ubiquitin-protein ligase ZNF598-like. The transcript is spliced from 4 exons. Lineage: Eukaryota; Metazoa; Chordata; Aves; Accipitriformes; Accipitridae. The annotation marks the transcript as partial. The record is from RefSeq and is a predicted model, not a curated record.